Leptidea sinapis is the source of this 2466-nucleotide messenger RNA. RefSeq lists its product as uncharacterized. NCBI's taxonomy places the organism in Eukaryota, Metazoa, Arthropoda, Insecta, Lepidoptera, Pieridae. Bases 1 to 2466 code for a protein of 821 amino acids. The record is from RefSeq and is a predicted model, not a curated record. The transcript has a single exon.
AUGUCUGACACGAAGAUUAAAGAAUUAAUUAAACUACGCGGCAGCGUUAAAGGAAAGCUUACCAUAUUUCAAAAUUUUCUUAAUAGCAUAGAUAGCGAUAGGUUAACUGAAAACCAGUAUAACGAUCUUGAAUCUCGGUUAAAUAAAUUAGAUUCGCUAAACACUGAAUACGAUAAGUUUCAGAUGGAGCUGGAGUUAUUAUCCGAAGAUUCAACACAAUUAUUUCAAGAACGUGAAGAGUUCGAUACAAAAUAUUUCUCACUUGUGGGAUCAGCGCGUACGCUUUUAAAUAAAUGGAGUCGAGAGAGCAGGCGUAUGCUUUCCGUUUCCGAAUCCAAUGAGGGAAGCGAGCUCAGAAAUCGGGACGCACUGCGUGAUUUCGUCAGGCUACCUAAAAUCAAUCUUCCUACCUUCGACGGCGACUUUCAGCACUGGCUCACAUUUCGAGAUACGUAUAUUUCUCUUAUUCACACGAAUAUCACAAUAGGUGAAAUCAAUAAAUUUCAUUAUUUAAAAGCAUCUUUGAAAGGCAGCGUCUUAAAUAUGAUACAAAAUUUAGAAUUAACUUCUAAAAAUUAUGCGAUUGCCUGGCAGCUUUUGUCUAGUAGAUUUGAUAAUGAGAGACUUUUAGUGAAUAACCAUGUUAAUGCAAUUUUAAAUUUUACUGCUAUUGCACAAGAGUCUUGCCAAGCUAUAAGAAAAUUAAUUGACACUAUUAAUAAAAAUUUAGCUGCUUUAAAUACCCUUGGCCAACCCACUGACCAUUGGGACACAUUAAUUAUACAUAUAAUGAUCAAAAAAUUAGAUACUGUCACAUUUCGAGAAUGGGAAGAAAAACGAAACUCAAUUACAACUUCACCUAGCCUCAAACAAUUCUUAGAUUUUCUUACAAACAGAGCAGACUUAUUAGAUGCAAUACAACAAGAUGAAAAGCAAAGACAGCUUACAACAUACAAAAUUCAUUCAGACACACAAAAUUCACAAUACACACACAAAGUCGAAAUAAAAUCAAAAAACACAAAUUACAAUAAAAUAAAAAAUUCAGACACAAAGGUAAUUUCAUGUCCAAUGUGUAAUCAAAAUCAUUUCUUAUUUGCUUGUCCUGAGUUUAGAAAUCUUGAUAUUGAUUCUCGCAUUAUAAAAAUGCAAAGCUUUAAUAAUAUAUGCAAUAACUGCCUCAGGCCUGGCCAUAAGGAAAAAUAUUGCAAGCUGACGCAUUGUAAAUAUUGCAAUAUUAAACACUCUAGCCUGCUUCACAAACAUACACAGAAGCACACAGAACAAUUCAAUGAAGUUGCUUUAUCUUCUGACAUACAUUAUAUUAACAAACCCAAUAUGCUGCUUUCCACAGCCUUGGUGAACGUGGUCGGCGCAUACGGGAUACUACAUCCUGCUCGCGUUCUUCUAGACAACGGUGCAACAGCACACUAUGUCACACGUAAAUUCUGUGAAAAGCUCGGCGUCUCGCGGCGUAGCGUAAGCUCCACGGUAACAGGAAUCAAUAAUCAAUGUUCCUACAGUGCAGAGUCUUGUAACUUAUCCAUCGAGUCAUCUUCGGGUGACUAUAAGUUUUGUGUCGAAUGUUAUGUUUUACCUCAAAUAACAAAAUCGGUACCUUCCAGUAACAUUAAUAUAAAAUCCAUACGAUUGCCUCUUAAUAUCAAACUAGCCGAUCCUUCUUUUCACAUAUCCGCACCCAUAGACAUAUUGAUGGGAGCUGAUGUAUUCUGGGACGUCAUAUGUUCAAAAUCAAUUGAUUUAGGUAAACAUUAUCCUAAAUUACAGCAAACAAAACUUGGCUGGCUUGUUUCGGGCACUCUUAAUACAAAUAAAAAUUUAUCCUUAAAAAACUUAAAUCAGUCUUCUAAUUGUUUUUUCACUCAAAAUGAUGAGGCCUUACUAACACGAUUUUGGGAGUUAGAAUCGGUACAUUCUAAAUAUAAUUUAUCUUUAGAAGAACAAGCUUGUGAGAAAAGCUUCGCAGAGAACACUCGGCGCGAUAAUAACGGCCGCUUCAUUGUAACCAUACCGUUGAAAGAGUCCCCCGAGGUUCUUGGCGAGUCUUAUCACACAGCAAAAUGUCGCUUAUUGGCGCUAGAACGCAGGUUCGAACGCGAUCCUAUUUUAAAAGAGCGUUAUAUAAAUUUUAUGACUGAGUAUGAAGAGUUAGGUCACAUGACAAAUACAUCAAAACAAUUCUCUGAACUCAUUCAUACACAGAUAUAUUCUUAUUAUUUACCUCAUCAUGGGGUCAUACGCGAAUCCUCGUCAACCACAAAACUACGCGUGGUUUUCAAUGGUUCUAGCCCCACGUCAAAUAAAAAAUCAUUUAAUGAUAUUCAAAUGGUUGGACCGGUAGUCCAAGAUGAUUUGGUGCCAAUUUUAUUACGUUUCCGACAGCAUAAGUAUGUCGUAUCCGGAGAUAUUGAAAAAAUGUAUAGAGCCGUGCUUGUAGAGCCCUCUUAA